Molecule: messenger RNA, 11884 nt
Organism: Cinara cedri
Lineage: Eukaryota; Metazoa; Arthropoda; Insecta; Hemiptera; Aphididae
Source: the annotation of a GenBank genome assembly
AUGAAAUCGAAUGAAAAUGAAGAGUACGAUAGAAGUAAGGUGUUUUCCACCCAAUCUGAUAACAAAUCCUCACAAAAUCAAAACGAUAAAAUGAAAUCAGCAGUAUCAAAAAGGGUUACAAAUAAAACCAAAGCUGACGAAAUUAUUGAAAAACCACAUAAUAAUAUUUCAAAUAAUUACGUAAAAGAGAUCAAACAGUUUGCAGCUACCAAAGAUUAUACAAAAAUAGAUAGACAAACCGAUUCAAAACAAAUAAUGGAAAAAACAGGACGUCAACAUUCUGAACCAUCGAAACAAAACACAUAUAAUAGAUUUCCAUUAAACUCUAGAAAUUAUAUUACGGAACUCCAUAGAGUACUGUUAAAAGAAUGUGAAGAUAAUUUAUUGGAUUUGAAUUUAUUAAAUGCAACAUUAGAUGACGAAUCAUUGACAAAUGUCACUCAUCGUACGUUAAGAGCAAUUAAGGUAUAGUCAAACUAAAAAUGAAAAGAAAUUAAUAUAAAAUUAUUUUUUUCUAUUAAAUGAAAUAGGUACCAACCUAAUCUUUGUAAAAUUGUGUUGAAGGUUUGAUUAAAAAAUAUGUGUCGUUAUCUACAUUCAAUACCAAUAUUAUUAUUUAUUAUUCAAAUUUCCAACAUUUCACUUUAUAUUAACAUAAAGAGGUCGUUGAUUUUAAUUUUGAUUUGUUAGAAAUACAGAAAUGGCAAAUUUUACUAUGAAGUCUUGAGAUUAUUUUCAAUAGGUCCUUACUUUAUAUUUUGUUUAUACCUGUUUAUACCUUUCUGUUUACGAAAUUUUUUACUGUUUUCGUCAUAUUAUAUAUUUUAAUACUAUCAAUAGUGUUAGCAUUUUUUGAAUUUCCUAGAAUUUAUUCUUAUAAUCAAAAAAUACCGUCUAAAAUAUAUGAUUACUCAUCGAUUACUCAUCAAGUCUUAGAACAUAACGGUCAUAAUAUAUCAAGUUCACAACUUUUAACUCAAUACAGAUUAAAAAAAAAAAAUACUAUUUUAAAUAAUAUUAGAUUAGGAAAAUAUUAGAUUUAAAUUUUCAAUAUUAUUAUUUUAUGAUCCAUAUUAUAAAGCUUUCGGUUCGAUAAUUAUUGAAAUAGACCCUUAACCACUGAGAUUUACCAAAUUUAUAUUUAUGUGUACAUAGCUAAUCAAAAUGGGCUAACUUGUGUUAGAUGUGGUUUGUGGGAAAUUGUUACUUUUUACAAGUACCUCUAAUAUAGUUAAAUAUAUUCUAGUAUUACUCAUUAAUCUAUGUGAAUAUAUUACAAAGUCAGGAUUUUUGUUUUAAGAACCAAAAAAUAUUUUCGGUAUUGGGAUAUUUUCCGAAAAUUUCAGAAGAGUUGAAAAACCGUGGCUGGGUAGAAAAACGAGAUCCGUAUAGAUCACCAAUCAAUUAUUUACAAUAUUUAACAUCGACACGUAAAUAAAUAUUUUUAAGCCAGUCACGAAUACAAAAAAAUUAUUAAACUUAGUUAUUUAAAUAUGUUUUAAGCAAUGUCAGUCAAUUGGAUUGAAUCUCCUCCAUUGCUACCAGCAAAUAGUGGGAACGAAGUAGUCUGGGAACGAUUGAAAAACAUGCAGUCUUGGAGUAUUCUUAAAGAUAGACGAUCUGAUUUGAUUUUUGUCACUAGAAAACGUCUUGUUAAUUGGUCUAGUUUACACGAAUUGACGUCUGUUAGUCAAAUGGCAAGACAUGCGUUUUGUACCAAGGUUAGUGCUGAAUCUUAUAUAGAUGAAUACUAGCAACUAGGUACUCAUAUUUCACAUCUUAUAAGGAUAAAUAUCAUACUGCCCAUCUAAAGCCGGGCCCACACUAGAGCAAUAUAUAGCAACUUGUUUUGUACUUUGGUUAAAAUCAAAACAUGGUCUAUUGAAUAUUUCUACUGAAACAAUUUAUAUCUGUAAUCUGUUUUUCUAAAGUAUCGACUCGGCUUUAUAAAAUAAAAAAAUAGUCCUAUGUAGAUCUGUAGAUUAGUUUAAAAAGAGCCAAUGUCAAACAAUUUUGUCAAAAAAAAUAUAUUACAAUUAAUAUGGAUUUUACAUUAGAUUUUUGAACAUUUGAUGAUUUUUUUUUAAUUCAUUUUUUAAUAGAUUAAUUUUAAAAUGUUAUUUCCCAACAAUUGUUUUGUUUGACAUUGGCUCUUGUAAAAAUGUAUAGAGAUAUAUUGAAUAUAAGAUAUAAAUUACUAUGCAUAUUUAAUUUAUAUUUAUACUCUAUAAUCUGUACAUACUAGGGCGAUUAAUUAUUCAUAAAAAUAACAAGAAUAAUAACUUUAACAACAUUUAAUACAAAUUUGAUAAAGAAAACAUAAUAUGUAUAAUGUACGAGUACAUUAUGUUUGGAAACUGUAAUCACAUUAAGUAUAAUCUUAAAAUAGGUUCACAAUCAUUUGGGUGCCAUUUGGGGUAUUGCAGGGUAUACAUUGGUGGAUCUAUUUUUACACGUACCAUAUUGGCCUGCCUAAAUUUUAUACUAACGCCGAUAUAUCAGUUAAAUUGAAUUAAUGAAUUAAUAUAAUAUAAAAAUAUUUUAUAAAUAAUGUGAUUUUAUACUUUUAUCAGUGUUAUCACUUUAACAUAUUAACGUUAAUAUUCAAAUAUAUACAAGAACGGGAUGUAUAUUGCGUAGAAACGUAACACAACGGCACUACUAUAGACAUAUAAUAUAAUAUAAUAAUACUUUGACUCUUCACUUUGGCUGGAGGUUUCAUUAAAACAAUAAAAAUUCUUCAAAAUAUUAUUAUUCUUCCAAUAAGAACAGCAUCCAAUAAAAGGUUCUUUUCUUCUCUUAAAAAAUUGAAAUCCUACAUUAGAACUACUAUGAGCGAUGAACUUUUGAGUGAUUGUUGUAGAGAAAGGAGAUGCUCGUAAAGCAAACUUAAAUGCAUCAGUAAAUAAACUCGAUCAACUAAAAGUUCGAAGACACAAACUUAUUUAAGAGGAACUCUUAAUUUUAAACUAUAAAUAAUUUAUUAAUUACCUACUUGCUUGCUUACUUCAAAUAACUACUUGCAUUAAAAACAUUUUUUUUUUCGUUAUAUAUUAUUGCUUACUGCUUUAUUUGUACAAUUAAAGAUUUGAUUUUAAUUUAUGGUAUAAGUAAUUUCAAGUUUAAAUGCUAUUAUUAAAUGUUUGAAUUUGGUUUAUAAAUGGCAAUGUAAUAUAGAUUACAUAAUGGCAUAUUGAAUACAAAAAAAUGGCUUGCUGAGUACUACUGUAAUCUCAAAGAAGUACAAGUUCUAAUGGGAGCAUAGGGUUCUAUUUUUAUUAAUAUAGGCUUUUUGCAUAUUUAUUUUUCAUCCUUAUUAGGACUAGAAAUAACCCCAACAUUGUUACAUUUCAAUUUUCACUGUUAACUGUGAUCUGGUGGUGGAAAAAUGUGCCGUGAUAAAAAUUUGGCAGGCCUAUUUUAAAACUGAAAUGGUGCCCCUGGUUCACAAUACGUUUUUAAAUACUCGUAUCAUUUAUAUUCGAUUACUUAAAAAAAAAAAAUUCAAUAUAAAUAGUAAAUACAAAUACUUGUUAAUUAUACCUAUAAAAAAUAAAUUAUAAAUAGACCUAUCUAACUUUUUUCUUCUUAUCAAUAAAUUUAAUAUGGCUUGUAAGAUUUGUUUAAAUUUUUGAUUUGAUUCCAAAAAAUAUUCCACCGAGCUUGUUUAUAAACUUGUAAACUUAUACCUAUUUAUUUAUAAAUAGGUACCUAAUCUAAUCAAUUUAGAUAUUCAGAACCUCGUAGGUCCAAGAAUUUCAAAUGGUUCAUAUUAUUUUAUUACUGUUAGUUAAUGAGCUUAUUAGGUUGAUUUUAGUUAAAUAGAAUAGAUAGAUUACAAUAAUAUAAUCAAAUAUAAUUAUAAAACACAUGCAGAUAAACUAUAAUGUAGUUUAUGGUUUUAAGCUUUCAUUAAUUUUUUUUAUUACACUAAUACAGUAAAUAUUUCACUAAAUACCAAAUGGUAUUUACUAUUAUAAAAGUUUGAAAGAUCUAGGUAGGUGUCAAUUGGGGUACCUUGAAAUUGAGAAGUGAACUGGAAGAAUUGUUAUAUUUUGGUAACAGCAUUUAAUAAUUUUAUCAUAGAUACGCGAAAUAAAAUUCUGAUUCCAUAAUAAUAUUUUUCGUAACGUCUAGUAUGCGCUUGAUAAUCAUCGAAAAUGUGUUAUCUCAUAGGUAUCAAUACGCCAUGUGAUUCAAUCAUUAUUUAUUUAAAAAAAAAUCCAAAUUUACAACUCAUAUAUUAAGAACUUCAGAAUUCUUAGCUUAGCGUCAAAAUUACAAGGUAUUGUUAUUUUUUAGUGAAUCGGUACUGAGUUAUUAAUAUAAAUGGUCAAAUAGAAUUUGGAAACAAUAUUAUUUGAUUUUUUUUUUUCCGUAGAGCUCUUUUACCAGCAAUUUUGCUCCAAUUUAUAAUAAUAGAAAUUUAUCUAAAAGGAAAUGUCACUGGGGAGAUACUUAAGAACGGUCGUUUUUCAGUUUUUUUAGCAAUUUUCCUAGCAAAUGUGAAAAACCGGGAAAAUCAGUAAAAUAUUAAAUACAUAUUAUUAAAGAAAAUAUAUAUAGCCUAUUUGAUUAUUUUACUAUAAUAUGGCAUUUAUAUUAUUAAUAGAGCAUCACUAUCAACUGAACUCCGCUCAGAAUCGUUUUUUCGUAAGCAAUUUUUUACAGUUGCUUACAGGUAUACAUUAAAUUACCUAUAACAGUGGGUGCACCUGUCCUCGUUAACCUAAACGUUUUUUUUAUAUUUGCAUUUACUUGUAUGUAUAUAUAUAUAUAUAUAUAUAUAUACAUCAAAAAUAUUUAAAUAUACCAUCAAUAAUUAUAAACAAAUUAACAUAACCCAUUUUCAAAUCUAGAAUGGUUUGGCGCAAUGUUUAGAGCCUUAUAAAUAUGCAGUGACAAAUUUGAUGUUUCCAAGGUGUCAUUACAUUCGAAACAAAUCUGAUUAUGAUGCAUUCCUGGAAGAUUACAUAAUCACAGCACUUAUUGGUACAUUGAAGAUAAUUGUGCAAGCAAUUGAGAAAAAUGAACGAAAAUUCUCCGAAAAAGGCAAUGUAAGUAUUGAAUUGAGUAAAUAACUGAACAUAUUUUAUUACAGAAAUUGGCCCCAUCAGAUACCCUACGAUAUGAUUUAUUUUGUGAAACGAUGUGUAUUCAAAUUUCUGAAUAAACGUCAAACUGGUUGUGCAGAAAUAGAUAUGUGGAAAUUUGAGAGCGAAAUAGAAAUAUGGAAUGAAUUCUUAAACCAUUACACAAAAUUAAUUAGCAAUGAUAACGCUACAUUUCACCGAGAGUACACCUAUCAAUUAGAAGUAAUUAUCAGAACUAUAACGAAUUUAUUAGAAAUAAGAACUUCAAUAUCAUCGUCAAUUAAUUUUUAUUAUUUGUAUAAGUUAUGAUUUAUAUCAUAUUUUUACAAUAUGUUUUCAUGUUUUUCAUUCUUUAAAAAUAUUGGGUUUUAAAGGAGUAAUACCCCAAUAGUUUUUAGAAAAAAUUGGAAAAUAUGUACUCUGUGCUAAUGGUUUAAGCUCUAUACUUUAGAGGUCUUUGAUCAGAAAAUGCGUUGCCAAUUUUCUGAGCAGUCUGUUAAGUCGUCGUGCAAACCAUUUCAUCUAUAGUGACAGUGAAAACACACGAAAAAACACGGAUUUUUUUAUGACAUGACACAAAAAAUAUUGAAAGUCUACGGUCUAUUCCAUAGAGUAGAGAAUGUAUAGAGGGGCAAUACUGUUUACUGCUAUGUGUAAUGAAUUGAAGCAAACAAAUAGAAAACAUUUAGAGUGACCAUUUUGAAAAAAAUAAAAUUAUUUUUCACAUUUGGUUAGUACCACAUUAAAUUUUCAUAUUAUCAAUUAAUAUUCAUAGAUAAUUAAAUCACUAAUUAUUGAAUAAUGAUUUAAAUAAUUUAUAAUAAAGAUUUAAUACAAAUUUAAAAUAUGAUUACGGUUUCUCAUCAGAGAUUAGGUUAAGUAAGGGAUAUAAUAGUUUGGUACUAAUGUUUGAUGAUUUUCAACAUUGGUCACUCAAGUGUUCUCCAUCUAAAUGCUUCAUCAUAUGGCCGGGUGGCUAUUAAAUAGUCUACCCGAUUUUACAUUUUUAACGGUUUAUCCUCUAGUUUCGUUUUUAAUUUUUUUCUCAAAAAUUAUUUGUUUGGUUAGUAAAAAUGCUCCAAAUUAUUCACAUUGUAUCUCAAUAGAUUUUUUUAUCCCGUGGUAAACAUGUAAACAUGAUUAUUGAUUUGAUAAAAUAUCUUGAUCAUGAUAAUAACAUAGUAAUAAAGCAGUUAAAAAAAUCAACAUAUAUAAAAUAAGAUAAAAUAAUAUUUCAAAUGUUUAUGUGUCAAUUUUCUUAAUGCAAUUUUUUAUAUUACGAUAAAAAAAGAAUGCGGGGGUGGUGUGAUAAAACUUAUAACAUUAUAAAUAAUAUAAAAAUAACUAAGUUAAAUAUUUCAUUAUUUAUAAAUAGGUGCAUAAUUUAUUAUAUACAUAUUCAUAUUUUAAUAAAACUAUUUACUAUUUUUUGUAAGUUAUAAUUUUUUAAUAUUAUGGUUACCUACAUAGCAAUAUUUUAAACUUUUUUGUUUGUGAACUCCUUUAAUGGAUACAAAUAUGUAUGGAUCUUAAAUAAAAAUACAUUUUAUUGCUAUUGGGAAUAUUAAGAUAAUUUAAAAAAAUCUAAUAUAGAAAGGUAUAAUCUAUACAUUUAUAACACGGUUAUGACAAUAAAUUAUUCUACAUUCCAGGUGAUUCAUUUAAGUGGGUACACUCAUUAUCUUGGAAAGUAUUAAAUUUUUCAGGAAUUUUUUUUCUAGAACAAAAUUUUAUAUCUGUGUUAUUUUUUACCACCCUUAUAUUUUGGGGGUAAAACCACUAGCUACUUUUGAUUUUCAAAUAACAACCUAUAUUAAAAAGUCCAAAAAUAGAUGAAUUAUAUUUUACCCCCAAAAAUAAGGGUUACAAAAAAUAACAUAAAUAUAAAAUUGUUGAGCUAUUUGUUUCUUAAAUUUUUUAGAAAACAAAUUUUAAAAAAGUUAAUACUUUCCGAGAUAAUAAGUGUACUCACUUAAAUGAAUCAUCCAGUACAUAUUUUAAAUUCAGAGUAUAGCAAAUGUAUUUGUUUUAUAAUGAUGCUAGUUUUUUGUAUAUAUAUAUAUAUUUUAAAUAACUUUUCUACCAGAAAUCUUACUCCAAUAUAUGAAGUGUAGUAUCUUUUCUAAAGGAAAUGUUAUCUACUUGGUAUAUUAAAAAGGUCAUUUUUUUGAUUUUUAAAGCGGUUUUCAUAAUAAUUCACAAAAACAAGGAAAAAACAUAAAAUGAAAAAUGAUACAUUUAUGACGUUACUAUCUCAUUAGUUUAAAUUCUCCGCUUUAUUUUUCUACCAGAAAUAAUGCUCCAAUAAAAAAAAACAACAACAAAUCAUUGAUUGAAGUUGCAUUUUUAAUCUAGUUGUUGAGUAAUAAAGUUGUUUUUGAUUUUCCGUGUAGUUUUCUUGAUAAUUUAGCGAAACCGAAAAAGUAUUGGAAAAUUUAUAAAAAUGCUUUUAUUGUUUUCAAUUUUAUUUUUUUGUUGCAAUUCAGUUUUUGAGCUAUUUACAAACAUUUUAAUUUUGCUAAUUUUUUACGUAAUUUUUAAUCAGUAUGUACUUUGUGGAUAAAAUUGUUAGACAAACAAAAACGCAUAAACAUUUGACAUGAUGUGUUUAUUGUAAGUCAUAUUUUGUGGUCAAUUAGAAGUUGAGUUUGAUAAAUUAUUAUUUUUUUUUUUUUUAUAAGAAUUUUAAUACCAAAUUUUAACGAGAUAUUACGGCCUUCCGAACCUCACUCCGAAUCAUGUUUCUUUAGCAUUCAAUUUUGUUUUAUCGUUGUGUACAGAUAAAAACUAAAUUUAUCUCUACAUCCUACCUUUCCAACUUCUCACUUACAAUAGAGACCCACUGAUCUUGCAAAGCAUGUCCUUCUUUUUAAAUAUCUUUUUACGUGUUUCCUUAUUUCAUACAGUUAUUUGUUAGGUACAAGGUUUAAUUAUGUCGGUCUAUCCACGACGUAUAUAGUUUGUUACAGUGGAAACUCAAAGAUAUAUUUAUCGUAAUACCUAGUUUGAGAAAUAUUUAAAAUAUAAUUUUAAUAUUUGAAUAAUAUUAUUUAGCUAGAUGUUUAUUCGAGAUGUAAAUAUUUGCUCGACAUGGUGAAAAUAUAUUGUCCUCAACACUAUAUCGACGGAAACACAAAUACAUGGAUUAUAAAACCCACAUCCAACUGUUCUGGACAUGGAAUUUUACUGUCUAGGGACCUAAAUAAGAUUAAAGAAAAAACUACUGUAACAGAUGGAUUAAAGAAUAAUAUUGUACAGAAAUAUAUUGGUAAAAGCUGAUCAACAUUUUUUGAACAAAAAUCAUAAUUAUUUGUAUUUUUCAUAGAGAAACCUCUUUUGAUUUAUUCUUGCAAAAUUGAUUUGCGGCAGUGGUUUUUAGUGACUAAUAUGAACCCAGUAGUCAUUUGGAUGUACAAGUUAGUAUACGCAAUGUAUUGAAGUGUUAAGAUACCUUGUCACAAUAUUAAGUAUUCUAAUCAUUCAAUUUUUAAUAAAUUAACAUAUUUUAUAGAGAAGGCUACGUUAGAUUUUGUGCUAACAGUUUUUCUAUGAAAAAUAUGCACGAAUCUAUUCAUCUCAGUAAUGUCAGACUACAAAUGAAAUAUAGAAAAAUGCGAAGUUUGAAUGUACCAGAAGAGUGCAUGUGGAAUUUCGAAGAUCUAAAAAAUUAUUUAAUGUAAGGCAUCAUAUGCAUCAUAGGCAUUACUAUGUAUAGUUGGUACAUAACCAAGCAAUAAUUAUUUUAGUUUUAUGAAAGGAUUACUAAAAAUUAAUGAUUUCUUUAAUAACUGCAUCCGACAUUUCUGUUCUAGAGAGAGUCAAAAUUUGCUUCCUUUCCUUCCCUGCAGGCCAUGUCAUUUAUAAGACACCCAUUCCAUCCAUACAACUCCUUUUAUAUAUUAGGCUUAGCUACCUUACCAGCUUCGAUUUGUUGUGCAAACUUUUCCACCAAAAAUCUUGCUCCGAUGUAUCAAGUGUAGCUUAGGAAAUUGUAUCUACAUUGUACUUUAUGGAGGUAUAUAGUAUUUCAAAUACUUGUGCUACUUUAACCCACAAAGUACAGCAAUUAUUCAUGUUUUUGCGUUUUUUGGAAAAUGUAUUGUUUCGUAUCAUAACCCAUAAUAAAUUGUAUAGCUCUUAAAAUUACACACUUAUACAUGUACAUAUUGUAAAAAUAAUUUUAUUUGAAGUUAUACAAAGUGUAACUCACUAUAUAAGUAAGCCAUUCUUAACCAUUCUUAAGUAAACCAUCUUGGUAACUAAAUGGAAAAUAAGUUCAAAAUAUUUUCAACCCCCAAAAAUUAUAUUUAAGGGUGGUUAAAAGGGUUGAUUUAUCAAAAUUAUCCAAAAAUUUACUUUUAACGGUCUAAACGAGAGGUAAAGUUUAGAUUAUUUAAUUUAAAAAUAAUAAUAGUAUAUUUGUUUUUUUCUUCUGAUAACUUUUGAUCUUACGAUCUUUCCUUAAAAAUUAUUAUUUACACACAUAAAAAAUAAAAACAAAAAAAAACUUUUUUCCUAAAAAUGAUGCUCACAACCUUAACAAAUCUGAAAAAAGGAGAAAAUUAUUAAGCUCAAAGGAACACAAUAUUACGAAAAAAGAACAUCUAAUAAAAAAAAAAAUUCUGAAAUACCCUACUCUAUAUCUUGCUUCAAGUUCACCAUAAAUAAUAGUUCAUUCAGACUGCGUUUAUUUUAAUGAAUCUAUAUUGUUUAGAAUUCAUGCCAUUUUGGAGUUAUCAUUUUGUAGUACGCUUGGAGUAUCGAACAGAGUAAAAAUAUCUAAAAGACAAUUUAAAUAUUCAUCAAAAAUCUUUAUAAAGAAAAUGACUAAAUUAUUUACAUGAUUAUUUAUCUCUUUUAAGCUACUCAGCUUGAGUUUAAGAUAGAAAGUAAUAGGUACAUUAUAAUAAUAACUAGGUUAUUCUUACUUCUUUAUAUUAUUUGUUCGCGAGUUUUCAUUUUCUCUAAAUUAAACUUAAAUAAGGCAAUUUAAAGUUCUGCUUAAAUUUUAUAAAUAUUGUCUAAUUAAUAAAUAUAGAAUAUAGAUGUUGUAACUCUGGUAAAACUAUAUCCACUUAGUAAAUAUCAUUUACUGCAUAUUUGAAUUAAAAUUUAAAAACUUUAACAAACUUUAGCCCACCAUUAUGCAGUAUUAACCUAAUCACUAAAUAGUAUUCUAUAAAUCCUUACAAUUUUACAUUUAAGGACUAUUGGUCAAGAACAUGUUUGGGAUGAUUUGAUAUUUCCUGGAAUGAGUGAGAGUAUAUACGCGGUAUUACAGGCAACUACAGAGAACUCGUUUUAUCGGCCUAAAUCGUUCCAGCUGUUCGGGGCUGAUUUCGUGUUAACCGAUAGCUUUAUCCCUUACUUGAUUGAAAUUAAUUCCAUUCCUGGGUUGAACCCAUCUACAAGCGUUAUUGCAAACUUGACGCCAAUGCUCCUCGGAGACAUAAUAAAAGGUAUUUAAUGUAUUGCAUUUGGUCCAUAUACGGGGUAAUCAAUCUAUCAUAAGACACUCAUUAUCUCGGAAAGAAUUAAUUUUUUCUGGAGUUUAUUUUCUAGAAUACUUAAGAAGCAAGCUGCUCUACAGUUUUAUAUUUAUGUUAUUUUCUAUCACCCUUAUUUUUAGGAGUAAAACCACUACCUACUUUUGAUUUUCAAACGGCAACCUAUACUAAAAAUUCUAUAAAUAGAUGGAAUAUUAUUUAAAAUAAAUGUUGGUGUUAAAAAUUUUGAUUUUCGUCAAUCCACUAACGAGAUAUUCCACUUUUAAGUUUAGGUAGGGGGAGUAGCAGAGUACCAUUUGUACGGCACACCACAACGUCUUAAUAAUGCGCAACCCCAACUUAAAAUUAUAAGUGGAAUAUCUCGUCAAUGGAUUGACGGAAAUCAAAAUUUUCAAAACCAAAAUUUAUUUUAAUUAAUAUUUCAUCUAUUUAUGGAAUUUUUAUUAUAGGUUGCCUUUGAAAAUCUAAAGUAGGGAGUGAUUUUACCACCAAAAAUAAGGGUGACAAAAAAUAACAUGAAUAUAAAAUUGUAAAGCAGCUUACUUCUUAAAUAUUUUAGUAAACGAAUUCCGGAAAAAAUAAAUACUUUCCGAGAUAACAAGUGUUUUACGAUAGAUAGAAGGUAUACGUAUUUUCAAUGUUGGCAAUUCACUGCAAAUGCAAAAAUGCGAACAAAUUAUAUUAUUUAUUGUGUCUAUCCACCCCCCCCCCCCCCCNCCCCCCCAUAUUAACAUUUUUUUCAACUUUCAAGUGAUUGUUGACUUCGAAGAAAAUAGUAAUGCCGAUACGGGAUUGUUCGUAAAAGUCGUGCCAGAAAAGUGGAAACCUGUGACAACAAUCCGAGGGCCUACCGAAGGGACUCCGUUCUCGCCACCAAAAAUAGCAGCCAACAUUGCUGACCCUACGCAAGCAUACUAUUAUUAUCCACACCGCCGAUGGGUAGAAAACGUAAACGACAAGCUGGCCGCUAUACGAUUCCGGAUAAACGCGCGGGAAACGCCAAUUGACCGUUAUUUCGGUUACAAUCGGGAUACCUUGUUGAUGACAGCGGCGCCAACUGGUACAGCGACGUCGGUAACAACAACAUCUACUGAUAUAAACGUCGAGACUGUAAAAAACUCACACGAUACGACCAACCCUACCACCAGGGAAACUAUACUGAACGAUAUGCAUUUGUCAGCAAAAGAAAAAAUGUCCAAACUUAAAACGAUGUACGGCCCGAAAUUGAACGACAGCCAUCAGAUUCGAUUAUCUAAACUACAAAACGAUCUAAAGAAACGAUGA